CUCCUCCUCUUCCUCCUUCUGUUCUUCUUCCCGCGGCGGCGGCGGCUGCUAAGGCCGGUGUCUCUCUCUCUGGAGGUUGUGGUGCUCCGGACCCACCAUGGAACGCAACAGAUGUCCGAUCUGUGCCAGAACAUUUUUCGGGGUCACCUGCUAGGACCGCUGGGUUUCGUCACCUUCUGGGCCUAGGCUGCAACAUCUCUGGUCUACUUCCUCCUCCUUCUCCUCUUCUUCCUCUUUGUCCGGUGCUGCCGCCUGGGUCAGCCGUUCUGACUCUUUCUCUCCCCUCCCCUUGUGAAGGACCACCGGCCUGGCACCCUGUCCGCUCACCAUGUUCCUCUCCUCCCCGAGUUUCGUCCGCCGGGUGCUGAACGUCCGGCCGGGUUCCGCCCUCCUUUUCUGGCUCCUGGGGCUGGCCCUGCGCCCGUCACCCCUCUCGGGGCAAAAGCCCGAAGACAAGUACCCCGUGGUGCCCACCAACUACGGAAAGCUGCGCGGCAUCAAGAAAGGCCUGAACAAUGAGAUCCUCGGCCCCGUGGUGCAGUAUCUGGGCAUCCCGUACGCCACACCGCCCGUCGGCGAGCGCCGCUUCCAGCCGCCCGAGGCGCCGGCGUCCUGGUCCGAGGUACGCAAUGCCACCGCUUUCGCCCCGGUGUGCCCGCAGAACAUCCACGGCAUGCUGCCCGCCAUCAUGCUGCCUGUGUGGUUCACCGACAACCUGGAGAUUGUGGCCAGCUACGUGCAGAAUCAAAGCGAAGACUGUCUCUACCUCAACGUCUACGUGCCCAUGGAGGAUGAUAUCCGAGACAGUGGGAAAAAACCCGUGAUGCUUUUCAUCCAUGGCGGAUCGUACAUGGAAGGCACCGGAAACAUGUUUGAUGGCAGUGUGCUGGCCGCCUAUGGAAAUGUGAUUGUUGUCACCCUCAACUACCGUCUCGGCGUGCUGGGCUUCAUGAGCACCGGCGACCAGUCAGGCAAGGGGAACUAUGGUCUCUUGGACCAGAUUCAAGCCUUGAGGUGGCUGAACGAGAACAUCGGUCAUUUUGGGGGGGAUCCGGAGCGCAUCACCAUCUUCGGUUCCGGAGCCGGGGCCUCCUGCGUCAACCUGCUCAUCCUGUCUCACCACUCGGAAGGUUUAUUCCAGAAAGCCAUCGCUCAGAGUGGCACCGCCAUCUCCAGUUGGUCCGUCAACUAUCAGCCGCUCAAGUACACCCGGAUGUUGGCCUCCAAAGUUGGCUGCGACCACAUGGACACCAGCAGUACCGUGGAAUGUCUACGGCGCAAGCCUUACCGGGAGCUGGUGGAUCAGGACAUCCAGCCGGCGCGCUACCACAUUGCUUUCGGUCCCGUGGUGGACGGCGAUGUGGUCCCCGACGAUCCGGAGAUCUUGAUGCAGCAAGGCGAGUUCCUCAACUACGACAUCCUCAUCGGUGUCAACCAGGGAGAGGGCUUGAAGUUCGUGGAGGAUUCCAUGGAGAAUGAAGACGGCAUCUCGGCCAGCUACUUCGACUUCACCAUCUCCAACUUUGUGGAUAACCUCUACGGCUACCCGGAAGGGAAAGAUAUCUUACGGGAGACCAUCAAGUUCAUGUACACCGACUGGGCGGAUCGAGACAACGGCGAGAUGCGUCGGAAAACUCUUCUGGCCCUCUUCACGGACCACCAGUGGGUCGCGCCAGCCGUGGCCACUGCUAAGCUCCACGCCGAGUAUCAGUCACCUGUCUACUUCUACACGUUUUACCAUCACUGCCAGACGGAUACUCGUCCCGAGUGGGCGGACGCGGCCCACGGGGACGAGAUCCCCUACGUCUUCGGCGUCCCCAUGAUUGGGGCCACGGACCUCUUUCCUUGCAACUUUUCCAAGAACGACGUCAUGCUGAGCGCCGUGGUCAUGACCUACUGGACCAAUUUUGCCAAGACAGGGGACCCCAACCAGCCUGUGCCGCAGGACACCAAGUUCAUCCACACGAAGCCCAACCGCUUCGAGGAGGUGGUGUGGACCAAAUUCAACACCAAGGACAAGCAGUACCUGCACAUCGGCCUGAAGCCCCGCGUGCGGGACAACUACCGUGCCAACAAGGUGGCUUUCUGGCUGGAACUGGUGCCCCACCUCCACAACCUCCACGAGCCCCCCUACACCUCCACCACCACCCGGGUGCCCCCCUACGUCACCCGCUGGCCCAGCACUCGGGUGGGGCCAAGCACAACGCGCCAGCCCAUCGCCACCCUUCCUCCGGACGAAGACGACGUCGCCCGUCCGCCGCGGUACGUGCCGUUCCCGGGAGACUCGCGGGACUACUCCACCGAGCUCAGCGUGACGGUGGCGGUGGGCGCCUCCCUGCUCUUCCUGAACAUCCUGGCGUUUGCCGCCCUGUACUAUAAGCGGGACAGGCGCCACGAGCUGCGGAGCGGGCGGCGGCUCAGCCCUCAGCGCAGCGCGGCCAACGACCUGGUGCACAGCGGCCACGAGGAAGAGAUUAUGUCGCUGCAGAUCAAACAUUUGGAGCACGACGCGCACGAUCUGGAGCCCUUACGACCGCAUGAAAUCCUACGCCCCGCCUGCCCUCCCGACUACACCCUGGCACUUCGCCGGGCACCAGACGAUGUGCCCUUGAUGACCCCGAACACCAUUACCAUGAUCCCCAGCACCAUUACGGGUAUGCAAGCCUUGCACCCUUUCAACACCUUCCCCACUGGACACAACAACACCCUCCCUCACCCUCACUCCACCACCCGUGUAUAGUUGUCCUCGGUGCCCAAAGCCCCCCCUUCGGUGGGAGGGGGGGAGUCUCUUGCCAAGCUGCCCCUAGGGGAGGCCCUCUUCCUGCCCCGUGGCUCGUACAGGCCUUUUAUAUCACACUGUGGGGGGAACGGCAACAGAGGGUGGGGUCGGCAGCCCCUUUGCCCAGAUCCGGUGGCGCUUCGGCGCGUCCACCAUCCUCCUAGAUGUGGUACGGUAACGGAAGCCCAACCCGCGUGGGCAGCUGCCAUCCUUCCAAGGAGUCACGGCGUGGAGUUGGGGGGGGGGGGAAGAACGGCGUCCUUCCACUCGCGUGUAGAGAAAUGUCGGGAAAGUGGUCGUGCAUUUGGAGGCUAUUUGGGGGCUCAGGUCGCUGGGGAGUCCAAGAGAGAGUGAGAGAGAGAAUAAAGGGGGGGUUGGAGAGGGCCUCCCCUCUUCAGAAUGAGGGAAAUGCCCCGGUUAG
Molecule: messenger RNA, 3200 nt
Organism: Crotalus tigris (Tiger rattlesnake)
Lineage: Eukaryota; Metazoa; Chordata; Lepidosauria; Squamata; Viperidae
Gene: NLGN2
Product: neuroligin 2
Exons: 6
Coding region: 329-2740 (803 amino acids)
Biological process (GO): presynaptic membrane assembly; synaptic vesicle endocytosis; chemical synaptic transmission
Cellular component (GO): cell surface; postsynaptic specialization membrane; synapse
Molecular function (GO): neurexin family protein binding; signaling receptor activity
Source: RefSeq, a predicted model, not a curated record